UUAGUCCUUUGCCUCUUUAGCUGUUGGGUUGUCUGUUUAGCUGUUGGCUUUUUAGCCGUUGGGAGUUAUUUCUUUGUUCUUCCCUUAUCUUCGGUUCGCAUGUUCUCCUGUUGAGGGAUUCAGUUUUUUGGCAAUCUCUUGCUAAAGUUUGGAAGAAUGGAACUUGUGUUAAAUGAAGACGUGAGCUUUGCAGUCAGAUCUAAAUCUCUGACUCUUAACAGGGACAACAAUGGACACCCAGAAGGACGUUCAACCCCCAAAGCAGCAGCCAAUGAUAUAUAUCUGUGGAGAAUGUCACACAGAAAAUGAAAUAAAAUCAAGGGAUCCAAUCCGUUGCAGAGAAUGUGGAUACAGAAUAAUGUACAAGAAAAGGACUAAAAGACUGGUGGUUUUUGAUGCUCGAUGAAACAUGAAAUUCAGAGGAAUGUCUUCAUUUGGAUUUGGAUUUGCUAUUAAUGUUGUCGUAUAGCUUUUGAUUAGUGUACUUUAUGAAUAUAACUAUAUACACAUGAUUUCAUUUUAAAAACCAUAUUGUAUUUAAGUAUCUAUUAAUAGCUUAUAUAAAGAUAUUUUUGUUCAGUUA
Balaenoptera acutorostrata (minke whale) is the source of this 583-nucleotide messenger RNA. RefSeq names its product RNA polymerase II, I and III subunit K (gene POLR2K). The record is from RefSeq and is a predicted model, not a curated record. The transcript is spliced from 4 exons. Lineage: Eukaryota; Metazoa; Chordata; Mammalia; Artiodactyla; Balaenopteridae. Gene Ontology annotation, molecular function: DNA binding; DNA-directed RNA polymerase activity; zinc ion binding. Gene Ontology annotation, biological process: DNA-templated transcription. Gene Ontology annotation, cellular component: RNA polymerase III complex; RNA polymerase I complex; RNA polymerase II, core complex. The coding region runs from base 230 to 406 and encodes 58 amino acids.